UAUAUCUAGGGCAAGGAGUGUUCAAUUUAUUUUUAUUAAUGGUCAUUUACUUUUUAAUUGCUUUAGAGAAAAAUAUAAAGGGAUGCGCGCAAGUAGCAAUAGUUUUUAGUGGAUUUUUUAUUAAUAAAAAUCCCCCUCCUCCCAAAAAAAUCGCCGACUUUAAACAAAAACAAGAUGAGAGCUUUAUUGUUUUUGUUGUUGUUCUUAUUGUUUGGUGGACAUAUAUACAUGUUUAUUUUUAUUUUUUAUAA
Meloidogyne enterolobii is the source of this 251-nucleotide messenger RNA. The record is from the annotation of a GenBank genome assembly. Lineage: Eukaryota; Metazoa; Nematoda; Chromadorea; Rhabditida; Meloidogynidae.